AUGGCUUAUUACAAUCCAAAAUGUUGUCUCAAGUUUGAGCCGUGCUGCAAGAUUUCUACGAAGCCGAUCUUCCCGAUCGUGUCGCAGUUUGAGCUGCCACGAGAGUACAGAAACCGGUUCUUACACGUAGAUGAACUACGGGAAUGGAGGAGAUAUCGUGACUGGCUCAGGUUCUGGACACAAAUCUCCCUAUUUGCUCUGAUUGCUUUCAGUAUAGCAUCAUUUUGCUCCCGUCAGCUGGUGGCAUUACGGAGGCGUUGCUGUCCAAGGCGUCGCACGAAAAUGAGUGAAGUUGCGGAAAAGGUUCAGCAUGUAUGACUAACCAAGAAAAAAGACUCGUAAAAAAAA
Molecule: messenger RNA, 348 nt
Organism: Patiria miniata (bat star)
Lineage: Eukaryota; Metazoa; Echinodermata; Asteroidea; Valvatida; Asterinidae
Product: N-acetylglucosamine-1-phosphotransferase subunits alpha/beta-like
Exons: 4
Coding region: 1-318 (105 amino acids)
Biological process (GO): carbohydrate phosphorylation; N-glycan processing to lysosome
Cellular component (GO): Golgi apparatus
Molecular function (GO): UDP-N-acetylglucosamine-lysosomal-enzyme N-acetylglucosaminephosphotransferase activity
Source: RefSeq, a predicted model, not a curated record